UGCAGAUGUCGGGGAUCUCCUGAAGCCCCCGCUGAGGAGCCUGGCAGAGCUAGCAUUCUGUUUAACCUCCAGAGGGCAGCAGCAGCUCCUGGAAGCAUUUGCCAGGCAGGAUUUUUAACUCCAUUCCUGCCCCUUGGGAGCUGUGGCUGGUCCCACACAGGAGCAGGAGUGGGGUGAUGCAGGUGCAGGGGCCACCCUCUCGGCAGGCUCGUGUGUUGCUGAGUGCCUGGCCACCUGCUCCGGGACGUUCCCUCUGCUUAAGGGGAAAGAAAUGUCUGGCUCAGCUCUGCUAAAAUUGCCAAUUACGAAAUAAACCAGUCGAAGCAGUGGGAUUAAUCCCACUGCCUUCCUCACUGCAAUCCUGCUUGCAUCCCCACUCGCUCACCCUCUCAGCUCUGCUACAGGUUCAUCACGGUCAAUGCCAGGGACUCCGUGCUGAGGGAGCACGGACACCGACCGGAGCCACCCCACGCAGGUGGGAUCCAUGGAUCUGUGUCCUCGCUGUGCUGGGAGCAUUCAAACAGUUGCAUCUCAAGACCUGCCAUUCCUGGCAGAGCAGAAGGGCAGCUGGUAGGAAGGGUUGCACUGUAAUGGGUUGUGCUGGUUCCCGAUGGGAUCAGAGUGGCUGGGGAGCACCGGGCAGUGGGGACUGGUUGUACCAUGUGUGGAUGCGCCUAUGGCCAAAAGGAGGGCAUUGGAGAAGGAAAGUCAUUAACGUGGAACGACUGAGGGAACAGGCUGUUUAUCCUGGAGAAAAGGAGGCUGAGGGGAGACCUCAUCACUGUCUACAACUGCCCGAAAGAAGGCUGUGUAGAGGUGGGUUGCUGCCAUCUUAUCCAAAGUGACAGGGAUAGAAUGAGAGGGAAUGCGCUCAAGUUGCACCAGGGCAGGUUCAGAUUGGACGUUAGAAAAACAAUUUCUUCACGAGAGGGUUCUCGGGCACUGGGCAGAGGCUGCCCAGGGAGGUGAAGGAGGUCACCAUCCCUUGCAGGGGUGUAAAAGACAGGUAGAUGAGGUGCUCAGGGAUGGGUUAGUAGUGGACAGGUAUGUGGGUCAGUGUGGGGGAGGUGGAUGCCUGCCAGGGCAGGUGCCUGCUCUGUGGGCAGGAGGGCUGCAUCCUGCCCGUCCGGUCCCCACAGCUGGAGCUGUGGCCGGCCGCAGGCCAAGACACCAGCUAGAGCAGAGCUGCUCUCCUUCAGUGCCCAUUAAGCUGGGAUCUGGCCUUUGUCACCAGACAGUGCUGGCAGCCCAGGUCCUGCCUCCGCUCUGCAGUGCGUGGCGGUCUCGCCACCCCACUGCCCCCCAAAAUGCCCUUUCUGCUCAGCUCCCCCUCCACAAAGCAGAGCAGGAGCUGCUGUCCAUGAUCCAGGGGGCAGGAGAGGGAGAUUUGCCUUCCCUGUGCCUGUCCUACUGCCCCAAGGGCAGCAGAGGGUCCUUUGUGGUCGCUACUUUAAUUGCGUCGUUAUUAUGCAGAGUAAAUGAAUCCUGGCAGCAGCUGAACCUGGCGGAUGCCAACCACAGCCCAGAAAGGCAUCUGGCACCGGGCAGCAUCCAGCUGGCACGAGCGGAGGGCUGGGGGCCUGGAUGGGACCCAGCCAGCGCCAGGUGCCGGAGGAGCCAGGGGGUUCCAGCGGGAAGUGUGGGGGGACCGGAGGGGGAGCCCAACCCCUUCCCAUCUGCCCCCCUCCACCACUUCUCUUUUGCAGACCGUCAGGCAUCAAUAAGGCCAUUAAUGCGCAGGAAGUGGCUGUCAAGGAGAAACACGCCAGAACAUGCAUCCUGGGCACACACCACGAGAAGGGGGCGCAGACCUUCUGGUCAGUGGUGAACCGGCUGCCGCUGUCAGGCAACGCAGUGCUCUGCUGGAAGUUCUGCCAUGUCUUCCACAAACUCCUCCGGGACGGCCACUCCAAUGUCCUGAAAGACUCCGUGAGAUACAAGAAUGAGCUUAGUGACAUGAGCAGGAUGUGGGGCCACCUGAGCGAGGGUUAUGGGCAGCUCUGCAGCAUACUACCUCAAACUGCUGAGAACCAAGAUGGAGUUCCACACCAAGGUGAGCGGCAGUGCCUCUCCAGCCAGCGGGCAAGCACAGGUCCAGCAAAGGAUGGAGGAAACAGAUAG
This is a messenger RNA of Cuculus canorus (common cuckoo), 2121 nucleotides long. RefSeq names its product huntingtin-interacting protein 1-like. The record is from RefSeq and is a predicted model, not a curated record. Bases 1585 to 2121 code for a protein of 178 amino acids. The transcript has 5 exons. Gene Ontology annotation, cellular component: presynapse; actin cortical patch; clathrin-coated vesicle. Gene Ontology annotation, molecular function: actin filament binding; clathrin-cargo adaptor activity; clathrin light chain binding. Gene Ontology annotation, biological process: endocytosis; clathrin coat assembly; actin filament organization. NCBI's taxonomy places the organism in Eukaryota, Metazoa, Chordata, Aves, Cuculiformes, Cuculidae.